GAAAGUGUUUGAAUAUGCUGUGCAUAUGUACAAAGCAUUUUCAAGUCCUCUCUACUAAAAAAGAUCUAUUUCUUGGUUCUGAUUUUAGCGUAUAAUGGUCAUUAAUAUCCACAUAACUCCGCGUGAACGCGAGAAACUAAUUCGAGAGGAACGACAACGAAGAAGGAUUGCACGAUUGCUUCAGGUUCGGCAGCAAACCGCUGAGAAUGCGCAGCUGAUCAGAGAACAGUUACAUAAUAACAAGAAAACCAACUUGGACAAAAUCAGAAAGGAUUUACGCAGAUCGAUAUCAGAAAACAUAUCAAGGGUGGCGUCUGAAACACGAUCUGAAAUGCCAAGAAUACCGCUUCCCUCCGACUCAUCGUCCGUGUCAAGUGCAACUUCUGGCGCUUCCUCUACCCGCACGCCAAGGCGACAUCGCCAUGUUUUCACCAAAGACGACGCUAUCAAAGCGUUGCAACGCGGUCGUCGCGCGCAUCAACGCCUACUUGAAGAGCGGGCCGAAGCGAAAAGGAAGGCGGAAGAAGCCGUGCGAUUGAGACGUGAAGCAGCUGAGGAAGCCAAUCGAUUCAAUAAGGCAAAUCCUACGGCUCAAUGAGAUCAGGAAGGAAGAAUGCAUGUGCGUCAUAAUGCCAGUUACGUUUCCUGAUUUUUAUAGGUUAGGCGUGAUUCACUCAGGCUUAUCCGUGAUUCUUUACAAUUUACAACUCAGUUUUUGCAACGCUAAACCUGCCAGGUUGGGUUCAACAAUAGUUUUCAUGGUUUGAGUUAGGUCUAAGCUGCUGAAGUCGGUUCUCUAAUUUUCGCAUGUAUAUCUAACUCGUCCACCAAAAUUGAUGCGUCGUGGUGGUUUCUCGCAGACGUCAAACGUCAGCUUGAGGCAAGAGAUCUCAUUCUCAUAGAGCAGCCAUGGCAGGUAGUCGUCCCUAAACAAAUACUUACUAUUGCUGUGAUAUAUUAUUGGUUGUUUGAAUUGAUUUACAUACUACAAAUGCCACUUGCCAGAACAGAAUGUUGAGAUUUUUUGCACUAAUAUAUGAUGAGUAUAAGAUAUGCAAUAUUCAAAGUGUGAGUGUGUCAGUCGGGCAGGAGACCGAAUUUCCCC
Cylicocyclus nassatus is the source of this 1105-nucleotide messenger RNA. NCBI's taxonomy places the organism in Eukaryota, Metazoa, Nematoda, Chromadorea, Rhabditida, Strongylidae. The record is from the annotation of a GenBank genome assembly.